AUGAUUAUUCCUAUUCGAUGCUUUACGUGUAACAAGACCAUUGGGCACAUGUGGCGAAGAUACCUCGAAAUCCUGGAAAACUACGAUAAGGAAGAUGGAGCCGAGGAGUUGGGGCUGAAGCGAUACUGUUGUCGAAGAAUGUUGCUUACACAUGUUGACUUGAUCGAAAAGCUCAUGGUUUACAACCGUAAGUUACUGCUCGCAUGUUUUCUGUAG
This is a messenger RNA of Guillardia theta CCMP2712, 216 nucleotides long. RefSeq lists its product as hypothetical. The coding region runs from base 1 to 216 and encodes 71 amino acids. Gene Ontology annotation, cellular component: RNA polymerase II, core complex; RNA polymerase I complex; RNA polymerase III complex. Gene Ontology annotation, molecular function: DNA binding; zinc ion binding; DNA-directed RNA polymerase activity. The record is from RefSeq and is a predicted model, not a curated record. Gene Ontology annotation, biological process: transcription by RNA polymerase I; tRNA transcription by RNA polymerase III; transcription by RNA polymerase II. The transcript is spliced from 4 exons. Lineage: Eukaryota; Cryptophyceae; Pyrenomonadales; Geminigeraceae.